This is a messenger RNA of Canariomyces notabilis, 5090 nucleotides long. RefSeq lists its product as uncharacterized. Lineage: Eukaryota; Fungi; Ascomycota; Sordariomycetes; Sordariales; Chaetomiaceae. Gene Ontology annotation, molecular function: sequence-specific DNA binding; protein binding; DNA-binding transcription factor activity. The coding region runs from base 231 to 4706 and encodes 1491 amino acids. The record is from RefSeq and is a predicted model, not a curated record. Gene Ontology annotation, biological process: regulation of ribosomal protein gene transcription by RNA polymerase II. Gene Ontology annotation, cellular component: nucleus. The transcript has a single exon.
AUGAAAACACCUUGAAUGGUGCAAGCAGGCGCGCAUUUCGGCAGCCAAGAGUUCGGGAAGGUUAACCAAACCAAAGAAGGGCACGGAAACAGAUAUCGCAGCAAAGAAUCCGCAACCGCUUUUGAGCUUGCUCGCUUGCUUGCCCUAGGCUUGCCGAGGCUCAACGCCGACGAGGCCGAACCGAUGGAAGAGCUUGUUCCAAUUAAGCAUCCAAAACACAACAACAAGCGAUGACCUCGUCGGUGCUGAACGGCGCCGGUGCUGAAUCGCCGGCGCCGCCCGCCUUUUCUCCGCUCACAGACCCUGCUGACCCAGGAAACCGCGAGCCGUCGGUUAAUGUGAAUCUCGAUCCCAGUACAGACGGCGCGGAUGCUGCUCAUGAUGUUAAUGAUCCAAGUCCAAACAACGACAACGCCAACCCAUCCGCUGCUCUCCCCGUCGAUUCCAAGGCGUCCGAAGAACAACAGCCGCCGCUAGCAGGGCCUGCGCCAGACAACAUAGACACGGCCAUGACUGAUGCAAUGGACCUCGACCCGUUAAUGAACCCCGCCAUGGACUACACUGCCGGAGCAGGCGUCGACUUCUACCAGCAUCCUUCCCAGCUUCUCAUGGCCCUCGCCCGUCUGUCUGCCGCAUCACAGACAGCAGGCGCUCCUCCGCUGACUGUCCGUCCCUCUAACAUGCUGCUCGACACACCCGAGACCCCCUUGCAGACGAAUGAUGCUACUCACGGCGCCCCGCCCGUCGAUCACCCGCUCGAAUCCUUUGCAAGGAUCGAGUUUGCCGACAGCGUGUUCCAGAUGACAACAUAUGCCGUGGUCAUUGGCCGUGACCAGCGUGCCUUGGAACAGGCCAGAAAGGACGAGCGGCGUCUCGAGGAGUACCAGCGCAAGGUGCGCGAGAAUGAGCAACUUGGCCUGCCUGCUCCUUCUCCCCCAACCCAAGAGCGAGGCAAAUUCAGCAAGUCGUAUGUCAGCGAGGAGGGCGGCAUGCUGGGUCCCGAGUCUGACGGAGAGGACCAGCCCCGCCCAGCCAAGAGGAGGAAAAUGAGCGGCGGCGCCGGGUCUGCGUCGGGUGACUCGCACCGGCAGGAGUCUGCGAAUGGCGAACCGGUCGGACAGGAGGAUAAGAAUCUCACCUUCAACCGGCAGUAUGUCUCUCAUACUCCAGGAGCAGCCGCCGUAAAUCUCAGUGCUCUACGGCCUUCGCCCUACUACGUGCCAUUCAUCGGCAUUCACUCGCCGGGGCCAAACAUUGCCAGCAGGACCAAGGCCAUUUCAAGGGAGCACCUGCGGAUCCAGUUCAACCCUAAGAAGGGCGUGUUUGAAGCCAUUCCGCUGCACAAAAACGGCUUCUUCUGCGAGGACGUUCAUUAUAAGGAUGAGCCAGUGGUGCUGAGGAGUGGCGACCGUCUCCAGAUUAAGGAUGUUGAUUUCGUCUUCAUUAUCAACGGCGUUCCCCGCGGCAAAACCGGUGCCGAGGAAUGCAUGGAAGAAGACGGUGCCUCUAGCAGGCGCUACUCUGAAGGGGGCAAGGAGAUGAGCUUCGAUUUCGAGAGCUCACAUGAUGUCGAAAGACGGAGCACGAGUCCCGAAGAAGAAGUUGCGGGUGAGGCCGCACAAGAGGACAGCGAUAGCGAGCUCUCAGAGCUGGGCGAGGACAUUCCGGAACCGGAGGAGGUGGCGGACCAAGAAGUCAUGGAAACGAUUGAAAAAGACGGCGAGGAUCAGACAGCCAUCAAGCCUGAAAUACCUCCCGAGUUAUUAGCCGAUUUCCCCCCCAUCCCCAAGAAACGUGGCCCGGGACGGCCGCCGAAGAAUGGUAUCAUGUCAAAGCGGGAGGAGCGGCUACGCAAGAAAGCAGCUAUGGAGUUGGCCAAGAAGAACAUGCCGCAACCGCCGCCUGGUGACCCGCCCGUCAAGAGAAAGGUUGGGCGGCCGCGCAAACAUCCUCUGCCCGAAAACGCGCCAGAUAGGCCCGAGAAACGAAAGUAUAAACCUCGGAAAUCCAAGAGUGGCGAAGAGGGCGAGGGCUCGGACCCCGAAAAGGCCAUCAAAGAGAGGAGACGAGAGAAGCCCAAGACGCCACCCCUGGAACUGAACAGGGAGGACUUCACCGAGGAGCAGCUGCAGAAACCUAACAAGAACUAUGGCGUGCUGAUAGACGAAGUCUUGUCUGCUGCGCCCAACGGCCUCACCUUGAAGCAGAUCUACAAGAGGAUCCAGAUCAAGUAUCCCUACUAUUACUUCGCCGGAUCCAAGGGCUGGGAGAGCAGUGUCCGCCAUAACCUCAUCGGCAACGAUGCCUUCAAGAAGAACGAGGAGACUCACCUUUGGAGUCGCGUUGCAGGUAUCGAUAUCGAUGCGGGGAAAAAGCGCAAAGCGUCGUCACCUGAUCGUUCCACGUCUCUGCACGCGUUUGGCCAACAUUAUCCCCCGCCGGGAAUGCCGCCAGCGCAAAUGGUCCACGGCGAAGCCUUGCAGCAUCACGGGUACCGUCCGGGUUCUGGGCCCCAGCGCCCAGGGUAUCCGCCUGGCCCUGGCCAAGGAAAUUUCGGACAACAAGCACAGCCGCAGUUCAUCGCUCAAGGAGUCGGUGCCGCUGCGCAGCAACCCAAUCGCCCAGCAUAUCCCCCUCCCAUGCAAGUAUCAGGCGCUGCCCAUACAACUGGUUCUGCAAAUCCGGGUGCAGCACGGCCGUUGCCAGCGACCACACAGAUGGGAAGCUAUUCUUCACCGUACGCAUCGAGACCUCAACCCAUCGGCGCAGUUCAGCCUGGCGUUCCCGUACAGGCCGCGGCAGGACAGAAUUUCGUAUCUCAGAGUCAGGCGAAUCCGGUCAAUGGGCUGCCGCGAGUAGAGACCCCAUCUACGCAAGCUGGAGGGCCUGGCUCGGCUGGGCCACGACCAGCGCAACCAGCGCCGAUGAACAGCACCGAUGCGUCUCUCAAGCCCGCAGUUGCGCCGGAACUGGUUAGGUACGUGACGAACUUCAAGAAGACAGUCACGGAGCAAUUAGCAAAGCGCACUUCGGCAGCCGAGGCGCUCGCCAUGUCCGUCAUAAACCGUGGCCUUGGGUUGACAACCGAGAGCACGGUGCCAAACGAGCAGGAGCUGGAGAAGAUUGUGUACGGGGUGUUUGAAUCCAGCAGGAAGAACCUCGGUGCCAAUCAAUCUCUCCAUCCGGGCCUAGUCCAGGCUCUUGUGAAUUUCAAAGACAACAUGACCAAGACUUUAGAACCGCGAAUGGGCAAGCUCAGCUCGGAGCGCUUAAUUCUGUCGGCUGUGGAUCGUGUAUUGGGAUUCGCCGACACGAGUACAAUGCCCGACAAGGAGCGGUACCAGGAAGCGGAGACGGUCCUCAUUCCGGCCAUCAAGCGGGUAGUCACCGAGCACCAAAAGACCGUCGCGGCUGUCGCAUCUUCUGCCAGCACGCCCGCUCUGACCCCGGCACCAAGUGCCUCCAAGCCUGCGGCGCCGCCGGCGGCGACAGUUGCGUUUACAGGAACACCGAACCCCGCGGUAAAACCACCGCAGACGACACCGACGCCGGCUCACUCAGUUCCGGCGAUUCCUCGUCCUCCCGUCUCAGCGCCGCCGCCUGCAACGGCGAGGCCUACCGCACCGGCUACUGCACCGGCUACUGCCACGCGACAAGUCGUCACCCCUGCCGCAAGCCCGGCGCAGGUUGCCUCUCAAAUCCCGCCUGUCCCGAAGCCUCCCAUUCCAGCACAAAUAUCUGCGUCCACCCACCAAAUUCCUGGGCAUGCAGCGGCUCCUGCUCCCGCAAAUUCAGUUGCAUCCCAAGUGUCUCAACCCUCUCCUCAGCCACCAGUCGUCGGCGCGGCUGCAGCCCCGACUGCACCGCAGGCACUUUCUCAACCUGCUCCCUCAGUUCUCGCUACUCCCGCUCCGACCCUCACAAAUUCGGUUGUAUCCCAUGUGUUCCAACCGUCUGUCGAAGCAGCAGUAGUUGGCGCGAAUGCAGCGCCGGCUGCAUUGCAGGCGCCUUCGCAGCCUGCUCCCUCAGUUCUCGCUACUCCGGCUUCAGCUGUACACAAGGCCUCGACUUCUGCUGCUGCUGCUCCGGCCUUAGCCCAACCUCAACCACAGGUGUCCGCUGCGCCGGCAUCGCAAGCCCUGUCUCAUGCUGCAGUUCCCGCUGCGACUAGAGAUUCCGGUCAAGAUGCUCCUACGCCAGGGCGGGUACAUACCGCUACCCCGGUACUCGCUACUCCGGCUCUGACUGUACCCCAAGCCUCGGCUUCUGCUGCUCCGGCUCCGACUGUACCUCAAGCCUCGGCUUCUGCUACUCCCGCUGCGACCGUACCCCAAACCUCGACUUCUGCUGCUACUCCGGCCUUAUCCCAACCGCAGCCUCAGGCGUCCGCUGCGCCGGAACCGCAAGUUUUGCUGCCACCUGCAGUCCCCGCUGCGCCCCGAGAGUCCAGUCAAGAUGUCUCUAUGCCAGACGCGGUUUCCGCCACAGCCCAGGCGUCACCGAAGAAUCCCACCCCGACAGUGGCUCCUGCUCCCGCCGAGAGUCAAUUAGAAAAACCGAUGCAGACCACUGCCGCUGUGUCCCCUAAACCAGCUCAAGCUACGAUCCAGUCCACUGCAGUGUCUACCAUGCCCGCUUCUACCGAUUCAAGCUCCGUUCCAACCCCACCACCGCCGCCCCAGAUGGCGGCCACGACCGCUCGAUGACCCGUCAGAAACGUUCCCUUAUGAUUUCUUUCUGGGAGGAUACCAAUGGCGUUAGUAAUGGGGGGUAGGCGUCCAGCAUAUAUCGGUUGGGGGAUUUCAGGGACGGGUGGCAACGGCAAGGUUGCGCGGCUGCAUUGUAUACAGCGAGGCACUUCGCUACGGAGCGUCGGGCAUUAUGUCUCGACAGCAUGGAGCAUCAUUUGCAUGUCCUUUGUUAGAAGUUUGAUGUGCGAUUCUAAGUUAGCUAGCAUACCCUACGGAGUCGCGAUCUGUUUUAUUCAGUCUUCUCGGCGAGGGAUUGAGCCAUGGCGUACCCAAUCGGCUCUUUAAGGACUGAGAAAUACCAGAGUAGACUCGGGACGGUUCUUCUGGCCGUCAAAAUAA